Molecule: messenger RNA, 7292 nt
Organism: Notolabrus celidotus (New Zealand spotty)
Lineage: Eukaryota; Metazoa; Chordata; Actinopteri; Labriformes; Labridae
Gene: tjp1b
Product: tight junction protein 1b
Exons: 28
Coding region: 405-5582 (1725 amino acids)
Biological process (GO): positive regulation of blood-brain barrier permeability; establishment of endothelial intestinal barrier; cell-cell junction organization
Cellular component (GO): bicellular tight junction; plasma membrane
Molecular function (GO): cell adhesion molecule binding
Source: RefSeq, a predicted model, not a curated record
CAUCUCUCCCUCCUCAUACUGCGGGCAUAGCUCUGUUUAACGGGAGCCAUACAUAGGAGCCAUACAAGCUUCAUUGCUGUAUUUUCAUCCUCCUCGACGCGCUGGAAUCAUGGCGCUCAGUGCUGCUGCUGCUGCUGCUGUGGAAGCCUCUUUUCAUCCCUGUUUCCCCUCAUGCCCCCCCGCGGACAAACCGGAAUGGUUUCUUCCAGGCGAACCUGUCACUGUCACCGCGGCGGUGACGGCAGCCGAAGUGUGAGAGCAGAGAGGGGGGGAGAAGAAGGCUUCAUCCACUGCCUGCCAUUGCAGUGCGGCGGCUGCUGCUCUGGAAGAUCUUUCCCAUUCCUAUCCUGUAAGAUUUUCACCAGCUCGUCGCGGGGACCAUUGCUUUCGCGAAGAGCGCAGCAAUGGAGGAGACUGUCAUUUGGGAACAGCACACAGUAACACUACACAGGGCACCAGGGUUUGGCUUUGGAAUAGCCAUAUCAGGAGGUCGGGAUAACCCUCAUUUUCAGAGCGGCGAGACCUCCAUUGUCAUCUCAGAUGUGUUGAAAGGCGGCCCGGCUGAAGGCCUAUUGCAGGAAAAUGACAGAGUCGUUAUGGUCAAUGCUGUCUCCAUGGACAAUGUGGAGCAUGCAUAUGCGGUGCAGCAGCUUCGGAAAAGUGGGAAAAUUGCCAAAAUUACAAUCAGACGAAAGAGGAAGGUGCACGUCCCCAUGGGCCGCCUCGGGGAGAGGGAAACCAUGUCAGAGCACGACGAGGAGGAGGAUAGCUACGACGAAGAGAUAUACGAGACGCGGAGCGGACGCAGCGGUGCUUACAGCGGCGUGGGCGGGGCCAUGGGCAGGAGAAGCGGGCGUAGCAGUGGGCGGAGGGACAGGGAACGAGAGCGCAGCGGCUCACGGGAGAGGAGUCUCUCCCCACGCUCAGACCGCCGCUCACACAACCUGCCCCCGCGUCCUGCUAAGGUCACGCUUGUCAAAUCUCGCAAAAAUGAAGCAGAAUAUGGCCUGCGCCUGGCCAGCCACAUCUUCGUCAAGGACAUUUCCCCUGAGAGCCUGGCAGCCAGGGACGGCAACAUCCAGGAAGGAGAUGUUGUACUGAAGAUCAAUGGCACAGUGACAGAGAACCUCUCCUUGAUAGAUGCCAAGAAGCUGAUAGAAAGGUCAAAGGGCAAGCUAAAAAUGGUGGUUCAGAGGGACGACAGGGCGACCCUGCUGAACAUCCCUGACCUCGAUGACAGCAUUGCUUCAGCCAACGCCUCUGACAGAGAUGACAUUUCAGAUAUCCAUUCACUGGCAUCCGAUCAUUCCAAUCGAUCGCAUGACAGGCGUCGUAGCAGCCGCUCCCGCUCACCGGACAGACGAUCCGAACCCUCAGACCACUCCAGACACUCGCCCCCUCAAAUCAGCAAUGGCAGUCACAGAAGUCGUGAUGAUGAGCGGAUGUCGAAGCCGGCUUCAACACCAGCUAAGCUGGCAGAGGAGGUUCCUCUGCCUAAACCGAAGGAGGUGCCCUCUGCUCGAGAGGAAAAACAGCUCCCACCACUCCCAGAGCCAAAGCCGGUGUAUGCUCAGCCUGGACAGCCAGAUGUAGACCUGCCAGUCAGUCCUUCUGAUGCUCCUGUGCCAAGCGCUGCCCAUGAUGAUAGCAUCCUCCGGCCAAGCAUGAAGCUGGUGAAGUUUAAGAAGGGGGAGAGUGUGGGGCUGCGGCUCGCUGGGGGGAACGACGUGGGCAUCUUUGUAGCCGGAGUGCUGGAGGACAGCCCAGCUGCUAAGGAGGGCCUGGAGGAGGGCGACCAAAUUCUCAGGGUAAAUAAUGUAGAUUUUGCAAACAUAAUCCGAGAGGAGGCGGUGCUGUUCCUGCUGGACCUUCCUAAGGGUGAGGAGGUCACUAUUCUCGCCCAGAAGAAGAAAGAUGUGUAUCGGCGGAUCGUGGAGUCAGACGUUGGGGACUCCUUUUACAUCCGGACACACUUUGAGUAUGAGAAGGAAUCUCCCUAUGGGCUAAGCUUUAACAAGGGGGAGGUCUUCCGUGUGGUGGACACCCUCUACAAUGGCAAGCUGGGCUCCUGGCUGGCUAUUCGUAUUGGCAAGAACCACCAAGAGGUGGAGAGGGGCAUCAUUCCCAACAAGAACAGAGCUGAGCAGCUCUCCAGCGUGCAAUACACUCUCCCGAAAACAGCAGGGGGCGACAGGGCCGACUUCUGGAGGUUUCGUGGUCUUCGAAGCUCUAAGAGGAACCUGAGGAAGAGCAGAGAGGACCUCUCCUCUCAGCCGGUCCAGACAAAGUUCCCAGCUUAUGAGCGAGUUGUGCUGAGAGAGGCUGGUUUCCUGAGACCUGUGGUGAUAUUUGGGCCCAUCGCUGAUGUUGCUCGAGAAAAACUCUCCAGAGAAGAGCUGGAGCUUUUUGAGCUUGCAAAAAGUGAACCGAGAGAUGCAGGAACAGACCAGCGGAGUUCAGGAAUCAUCCGUCUUCACACCAUUAAGCAGAUCAUUGACAGAGACAAACAUGCUGUGCUGGACAUCACUCCGAAUGCUGUGGACAGGCUGAACUACGCUCAGUGGUACCCAAUUGUCGUCUUCCUGAACCCCGAUAAUAAGCAGGGUGUGAAGAACAUGAGGACCAGACUGUGUCCAGAGUCCAGGAAGAGUGCCAGGAAGCUCUAUGAGAGAGCCAUCAAACUGAGGAAGAAUAAUCACCACCUGUUCACCACCACCAUCAACCUGAACAACAUGAACGACGGCUGGUACGGAGCUCUGAAGGAAACCAUUCAGCAGCAGCAGAACCAGCUGGUGUGGGUGUCUGAGGGGAAGGCGGAUGGCACUACAGAGGAUGAUUUAGACAUCCACGAUGACCGCCUGUCCUACCUCUCGGCACCAGGAAGUGAAUACUCCAUGUACAGCACGGACAGCCGCCACACCUCUGAUUAUGAGGACACGGACACGGAGGGCGGAGCGUACACGGACCAGGAGCUAGAUGAGACAUUGAACGAUGAGGUGGGUCUGCCCACAGAGCCCGCCAUCACACGCUCUUCAGAGCCUGUCAGAGAGGACCCGCCUGUAAUUCAGGACACCCCUGGUUACCCUGGAUACCAGCACCCUGUGCAGUCCGACCCAGCCAGCCGCAUAGAUCCUGCUUCUUUCAAAAUGGCCGCCCCUCAACAGCAAGAUGAGGCUGCUCUGCCCUUGCCCUCCUUGCCUCCACCGGUGGUAGCGCCCCCUGCUGUUGAGCAGCCCGUACAGCUAGAGGGUAUGCACCUAGAGGAGCCGCCUGCUGCAGCCGCAGCUCCUCAGGCUGACUCACUUAGCAGCCCCGGCCCUGCCCCUGAGCUUAUUCAGCCCCCACCACCACCACACGAACCCCACCCGUCUGGACCGCCCGGUCCAGAAUCAAAGAUGUACAAGAAAGAUCUGUAUAAUAUGGAAGACCCUGUGCGAAUCAACCACGGCCUGAAGCAGUCUAUGAGCUACACGCACCAGCCGCCGUACCAGGACAAACAGCCAUACCGCGAAUAUGACCACCCGCCUUACGGAUACGAUGGAGGCGGCUACACAGAACCAAAGCCUCACAACACUGACUCUCACCUGCACUACGACAACCGUGUGCCUCAUUAUAGCGAACAGUGGCCCCCAUAUGACCAGCAGACCUCGUCUACCCCGCCCGCAGGGUACCAGCAGGGCCACCAGCAACCCAUGGGCUACAGCCCCCGCUCCCCGUACGAGGACGGGCCAGGGAGGGACUACAGCCCUCCUCAGCCGCGCUACGACGAGGCCCCACCUGUGGGCUACGAUGGCAGACGCCACAGCAAACCCGGGCCCAUUCGUUACGAUGAGCCCCCACCCCCACCACCACCAGCUGGCUAUGACGCUCGCUCUCCUUAUGAGGCAGAACCUCACGGCUUCCCCAUCAAUUCACCUCGAUCGCCAGAGCCCCCGAAGCAGUAUUACGGCGAUUCGGGUCUCAGGCCCACCUACAUGCCAGGGCCGCCGAACAGGGGCUACAAGCCAGGGAUGCAUGAGACUAUGAUGAACUCUGAAGCCACAAUCCCCCCUCCAAAACCAGAGACCCUGCCCUCGCCAGGUGAGCCAGCUACCACGCCGGGCUCCAAACCCUUCCCUCCUCCGCCCCGGGACGACCUUGACGAGGACCCGGCGAUGAAGCCGCAGUCGGUGCUCAACAGAGUCAAGAUGUUUGAGAAUAAACGGUCUGUUUCUAUGGACAGGGCUAAAGAGGGAGACUCAUCAGCACUCAGGCCUGCAGAUGUUCCCAAGCCUGCAAGUGCACCUGGCCCGGUGCUCAAAGCCAAUUCCCUCAGCAACCUGGAGCAGGAGAAGUCCUAUAGGGCUCCCGAGCCACAAAAGCCUCAUCCUAAACCCCUAGAUGAUGCGAUGCGUUCCAACCACUAUGACCCCGAUGAGGAUGAGGAGUACUACAGGAAGCAGUUAUCCUACUUUGAUCGCCGCAGCUUUGACAGCAAGGCCAUGGGCCAACCCUUGCCUGGCAUCAACCGCUUCCAUGAUCUGCCCAAACCAGCUCAGCUGUCCUACCCAUACAACAGGGUUGAGUCUGUAGAGAAGGUGAGUCCAGUGGAGAAGAGAUAUGAACCUCUGCCUCAAAUCAGCCCGUCCUCACAGUACGGGCCUCCUGUGUCCGCCAUCCCACCCAACACACUGCCGAAGCUCAGCCCCGGUGACGUGAACUCCAUACCUGAGCCGAUGACCUCGCCUAAUCCUAAACCUGAACUGGCAGCUCUCAGGCCGCCAAGCAGGGAUGAACCCACACCAGGAGGCUACCUGCCCCCGAGGGGGCCCCUAGAUAAACCAGUCAACGGCACAGAUACAGCACCCCCAAAGACCAUUGGUGCUCCUGCCCCAACCAGCUACAACCGCUACGUCCCCAAGCCGUACACCAGCUCAGCCCGGCCGUUUGAGCGCAAGUUUGAGAGCCCCAAGUUCAACCACAACCUGCUGCCCAAUGACACACAGGUGAAGACUGACCUCCUCUGUAAGACCGGCGUGGUGAGCAACAGCGGGGGGAAGCCUCAGUUGUCUCCUCAGCCCCUGGAUCACGACAGUGGCCUGGACACCUUCACACGCACCAUGGACAACAGGCCCAAAUACCAGCACAAUAACAUCAACGCCAUCCCAAAGGCCAUCCCUGUGAGCCCCAGCACGCUGGACGAUGAAGAUGAGGAUGAAGGACACACUGUGGUGGCCACUGCCCGGGGGAUCUUCAACUGCAACGGAGGCGUCCUCAGCUCCAUCGAGACGGGCGUCAGCAUCAUCAUCCCCCAGGGUGCCAUCCCAGAGAGCGUGGAGCAGGAGAUUUACUUCAAGGUGUGCCGGGACAACAGCAUCCUGCCCCCCCUCGACAAGGAGAAAGGAGAAACGCUGCUAAGUCCGCUGGUGAUGUGUGGCCCUCACGGACUCAAGUUCCUGAAGCCGGUGGAGCUGCGCUUACCUCACUGUGCGUCUAUGACCCCUGAUGGUGAUCCUAAAACCUGGCAGAACAAAUCUCUCCCUGGAGACCCAAACUACCUGGUGGGUGCAAACUGUGUGUCAGUGCUCAUUGACCAUUUCUGAAGAGGGCAACAGCUGGCCUGUUACUGAAUGUGAUACACAGGGGGGGAACCUCACAGUCCGCCCCUGUCGCGCUCCUUCCUGUGGGCGAGGUGCACGAUGCUCGAUGAAGUAUGAACUUGAUACUCUCACGUUGUUUACUGUGCCCAAAAAAACGGAAAAAAAUACACUAAAAAAGAAGAAGAAGAAACACACAAACACACACACACACACACACACACACACACACACACACAGGAGGAGAGUCGGAGGAGUCCAGCAUCCCUAAGGCUGCACUCUUGUUUUUUCUUUCAUUUUUUUGGUGCUUUCAAGGCUUGCAAAAAAUAAAGAUUAAAACAAGUUAUUUAAACAAAGGAACUGAAGUUGGAAUGCAUGACCAGUGCCACAGACUGAAUACUCUCAUUUUGACAUUUUUAAGCUAAUUUUGUAAAAGGUCAGAGCAGUGCGAGGAAGAAGGAGAAUUUUGAAUCUUGUUUAAUAUUGCAACGGGAUUUUUGCGUACUGUAAAAAAAAAAAAAAAAGAAGAAAACACAAACAGAGACUCACAAACAGUAAAGUUGGUAUAUGCAAAACUUUAGUUUCUGAGUCCUGUGGUCAUGCGUUUCACUCAUCAAUGAUCUCUGAGGACUUGAUGAGGCUCAUGAAAGAAGAUAAAGUACGAAUAAUGAAGGUUAGGUAUUAAUACGAGGCGCCUGUUUGUUCUGGCGGGGCUCUCUCUCUUUAAAACUGAAGUUUUUGUAGCAAUGUUUUACCGUAGAUAAAUAUACUGACUUGAUUUUACAAACUCCUGCUGUCUAGAGAUCUAUGCAUGUGCUAUGACUCAGGUCCAGAAGCCUGCUACUACUAAGUUCAACACAUGAAAAUCCCAUCGUACACUGCAAGCAGUGAUGCCUUAUCUGCAUAUUAACUUUUCAGUGAAAACUUUCAAAACAUCGGAUCCUUCAGUUAUAGCGAUCACCACGGAAGAAAAAGUUUGUCUCUGCAUUUUUUCUCAUUAACAGUGAACUCGGAUUUAGCACACGAGAAUAAUCGAGGCUGAUGAAAAGGUAUGCUUUCUUUUACUGCUAUGCAUAUGAAGUCUGAGGAAAUACAAAAAAGCUAGAAGAUGUUUAAAAAUGUGGCUGUACAUAUUGCUAGUAUAUGGCCUUGGUUCUCUGUAAAUGAACUUUUGUACAUCUUUGUUAUUUUGUAUAAAAGAGAAAAUGUUUGUUUAAAAAGAGAAAGCGGUUACAUUGGUUAUGUUUGUAUUCUGGUUAUACCCCUGAGCCUUGGAACUGACAUAAGCAGUAAUAAGUCCGACUUUUCUACCAACAUAUACAUACACUACUUAAGGCAUUUUUACUUAAGGUCAGAAAACUUUUUAUUCUUAUUUACAAACUAGAGAAGUGCUUGGUUUAAAUAAUUUUAAAAGAUGUAAUUGAAGGGGUCUGCUGUGAAGAGUGGGCCCUUCCUUUAUUUGUGAUACUGGAUGCUGUAUUGUGUGCCCUGAAAUGUAUUUUUGUACUAAUAGACAAUUUAUUAUGGCACAUCAGUACUAUUUUCUUUUGAUAUGAUAACACUGCUUCAACCCAACACUAGUUUACUUUCCUGUGUGGCUGACAUUCUUUUUAUUUAUUUUGAUUUCUCUUCGGUUCAACUGUUUGUUUGUUUUUCCUUUGCGACACAUUUCUAAGUAUACCACUGUAUUAAUAAAUAAAUUCAUUUUUAAAGUAA